This is a messenger RNA of Harpia harpyja (harpy eagle), 8296 nucleotides long. RefSeq names its product LanC like family member 3 (gene LANCL3). NCBI's taxonomy places the organism in Eukaryota, Metazoa, Chordata, Aves, Accipitriformes, Accipitridae. Bases 90 to 1325 code for a protein of 411 amino acids. The record is from RefSeq and is a predicted model, not a curated record. Gene Ontology annotation, cellular component: plasma membrane. The transcript is spliced from 5 exons. Gene Ontology annotation, biological process: peptide modification; carbohydrate metabolic process.
CCGGCAGCUCCCCGCUCGCUCGCUCGCUGCCUCCCGCCGCUCCCCGCUGCGCAGAGCGGAGCGGAGCGCCGCGCCGCGCCGGCGGGGGCAUGGAGAGCCAGCGCUGCUUCGCCAACCGCUUCGAUGACUACCCGGGCAGCCCGGCGGCGGCGCCGGACAGGGAGGCGGCGGUGCCGCUGGUGACGGCCACCAUCGAGCGGAUCCUGAGGGAGCUGCCGCCCCUGGGCGGCCCCCGCGGCUGCCAGGGCGGGCUGUACGGCGGCGUGGCCGGCGUGGCCUACAUGCUCUACCACGUCGCGCAGUGCCCGCUCUUCGCGCCGUCGCGGGAGGCCUACCUGCGGGCGGCCCGCCGCGUCGUGGACGCCUGCCUGCGCUACCAGGAGGGCGGCGGCGAGGCCGACGCCGACACCCGCGCCGCCUUCCUGCUGGGCGGCGCCGGGGUGUACGCGGUGGCGGCCCUGGUCUACCGCGCCCUGGGGCUGCCCGACUUCGCCCGCCCGCUGGGCAAGUUCCGGGAGCUGAGCGAGGUCUGCGCCCCGCUCUCCUUCCUCGAGUGCGGCUCCGACGAGCUCUUCGUCGGCCGCGCCGGCUACCUGUGCGCCGCCCUGGUGCUGAAGCAGCGGCUGGGCAUGGAGGUGCUGACCCCAGCACAAAUAAAAUCAAUUUGCCUGGCCAUACUAGAAUCAGGAAAGCAGUAUGCAGUGAAGAAGAGGAAACCGUUCCCACUCAUGUAUUCCUACUAUGGAACAGAGUAUCUUGGUGCAGCACAUGGGCUUUCAUCAAUCCUUCAGAUGUUGCUUUCCUAUUAUGAGUACCUGCAGCCAGCAGAUCAGGAGCUUGUGUGGCAGAGCGUUGAUUUUCUUAUGGACCAAGAGCAGAACAGCAACUGGCCUCCUGAGCUGGGAGAGACAAUCGAGCGGGAGAAUGAGCUUGUACACUGGUGUCAUGGAGCUCCAGGCAUUGCAUAUCUGUUCGCCAAAGCUUACCUGGUUUCCAAGAAGCCUCAAUAUCUGGACACUUGUAUCCGGUGUGGAGAGCUAACUUGGCAGAAAGGCCUGUUGAAGAAGGGACCUGGAAUAUGCCAUGGAGUGGCUGGUAGUGCUUAUGUGUUCCUGCUGCUGUAUAGGCUCACUGGAAACUCAAAAUACAUAUACAGGGCACAAAGGUUUGCAGAGUUCUUAUUUACAGAAGAAUUUAAGGCUGGUUCCCGAGCAUUAGAAAGUGUAUAUAGUCUGUAUGAAGGCUUCUCGGGAACUGUGUGUUUCCUGACUGACUUGCUGCAACCCAACCAAGCUGAGUUUCCUCUCUUCAGUGUCUUUGUCUAGAAAGUAACAUUCUCCAGGGCCACAUCCUAGUGGCGGUGGGAGAGGGCACUGCGGUUUCACUUAUUUGUCAAGAGAGGCUAUUUACAAAACAAGCCAGUGGUACCACUAAUGCUAGCCUUAACUUAGCUGGGAGUCAGGUGAAAAAGAAAAUACACUGGGGGUUUGGGAGGGAAGUAUGUGGUCAAAAAAAAAUGGGUCAGUGAAAAAAAAAAAAAUGGGGGAAGUGAUUGAAUCUGAUGGGGUAGAUAUUUAGCUGUAAUAAGAAGCAAAAUCUAAUUAUUCAACUGAGAGAGAAAGGGGCAUUACCAAACUUUUAAUCUGGUGGUUACACAGGAGAAAAAAAAAGGCAAGCUAGAAUUAUAGCAACAUGCAUAGAAGAAACAGUGAUGCAUCCAGUAGGUUUUAAAAAGAGACCUGCAAAAACAAGUCUUCGUGCAGUGAUGCACGAGUCGGGGAGGGUGUUGUAGACAUGUCACAACACUGCACGUAGGCAAAAUCUGGGAUUUUCUACCUAAACCACAUCUACUAGUUCUACUAACAUGUAUUAGAAAUACCUGUAUCUUGGAGCUCCUUCAUCUUCAUAUGCAUAUACUGAUAGUUAUGUAGAAAGCUAUAUAUUCACAGGUUCAUUUCAGCUAGUGGGGUUUCGUGUGUGUAAAUGAGAACUGAAUUUGACCCUUCCUUUCAGAGCUCAGUCUGGGGCGAGGAGCUGGUGUCCUUACUGAUUUACUGCAACCGUGUCACUUCUUGUCAAUACUUUCCCUGUUACAGGGAAGAUGAGUGGAGCCAUGGAGAAGACUUGGAUCAAAAAGUUCUAUAGCAAAGAUACAGCAGGCAGAUGCUUUCUUCACAGUACAGCAUUACUAGAUAAGCAUUGUUCAGUGAUACAAAAGCUUCCUUUAAAAAUUAAUUACCUAUAGCAGCAUUUCUGAACAAUAGCAUACAUAUUUCAGACAACAGAAAAUCUGUUUUCCUUGAUGAAUUGUUCACUACAAACCCUGCAAACUGAAUGCAAACCUUGGAUGGCAUACUGAUUUUAAGAAAAACCUGGUAACAAAAUUCAAAAAUGCUUCUUUUCCUGGUUAACAAAAUAAUGUAUAUGCCCAAAUGAUUUGUAGCUAUAGAAAUAAAUGGGUUGCUCAACACUAGUUGCACUAGCACUUAAGGUUUCGAUUAUAUGCUGGUUUAUAUGUAUUAUAAAUGAGACACGGUACUUGAAAGCUAAAGAAAAUGCUAACAUAGAUUUGUACUAAAAAAACUAUGAAAUCAAUAUCUGUAUUUAAAAUAUAUUUACUAUUUAUUUAUUUUUAUUUAUAUGGGAAUAAUGUAAUGCACUUGCCUUUGAAGACAGAUUGGGAAGACCAGUAUGUCAAAAAUUGCAGUUAGGGUGAAAAAGCUGACCUACAUGCACUGCCAAACAAUGCAGUCUCUCUUCCUGCAUUCUCAGCUGGAGGAGAUUACAAUUUCUUUAUUUUUAAUGCCUAACGGAUUAAAGUUCCCAUUUAAUUUCAGUGGGCCUUGAUCAGGCUGUAAGUUGGAGCCAGGUCUUGCAACCCUUCUGCAUUUUAAUAUAGUAAUCCCGUUCCUGCUCUUGCCACUGUUAUUUUAAUGAGAUGGCUUGCAUCAUUAUGAGCUGCAGAUUAGGAUUUCUGCUAUUUUGUCUUGCACUGUGCAGCUCUAAUUAAUUAUUUAAUCAUAGAAGCCAUUGGUGAAUAAAGCAAUGCAGUUCUGUAUCAGCUUGUCAAGAAUUUAGGGAUUUUUUGGUGAACGGAAAUGUUAAAAUUCAAUAUACAGUUGUUAUGUGUUUAUUAUUUGUGGGAUAAAAGGUCUUUUAAGAAAGCCAUUAAUGUCGCUUACGUUGUUACUCUGAGCAGUGAGAUGUGUACACAUAGGAGUAUGUAUUUCACAGGCAGGUAUACAUGUGAGGCUAAAUCAAAAAGUCAAUGGAGAUGUGCACGUGCUCUGCCCAGCCAGGUUGAAAUGCUCCUGUUAGAUCAGAGCAAAGUCAAUUGUCAGUAGUCAAGAUCCCAAGUCUAUUAGGAUUCUUCUCUAGUUGCUUCCUGUAAUGCGGGUGUCUAAUAUAUUUCAUAACUGGAACCUUUUUAAACAAAUGUUUAAGGAAGGUGAAACUUGGCCUAUCCACUUUUUCCCUGUGGUGAAUAGGUUUUCAGUCUCAAUAUUCAUUGUAGGGUAAUGUCACUCAGCUAAAACAUGUAAGUAACAACAUUUGUGCCAUAGCAUUUAGAUAGCUACUGUAACUGUAUUCUGUCUUAGUGCAAGAGAGUGAAAUAGGUUCUGCCAUGAUCUAGACUCAAGCUGUUGCAACCAUACAUUUAUUGCCAAUCCUUUUAUUUAGAGAUGCAAAGAUAAAACAAGAACACUUAGUGUUUUGAUAACUAUGUCAAAAAACCCCAAACAACUCCAAACUUAAGCCUUAACGGAAUCUACACAUACCAGAAUAGUAAUCAUGACCUUUCGAUUUUGUCCCCGGUGCCUACUUUUUAAUUAUCAGUGGGCCACAACAUUUAAUUGUUUCCAGUUAGUUAUUUCUCAGGAGAUGCUUGAAGAAGAAAAUCUUUGCCAAAACCUCAGUAAAUCUAGAGCACAAUAAAUGAGUAUAGUAACUUAGAUCCUGACCAAGUCAUGAAUGCUGAUAUUGUAACACAUACCACAUCUGUGUUAAAAUUUAGCAUAACAGCAGUAGAUAAAAACACUCUAUUUUAUUAUGCUUAACUUCCAACGGUCAUGUUUGCAUUUAUCUUUUAAUGUGAUUCUUCAUAAAUGGCAGGAAGUAUACAUUAAGAAUUCAGUGUUAGUUUUCUAGUGGUUUUCCCUCUGUGUCUCUUUGUAGAAUUAAUUCCUUCUGAUUUACAUUCAGAGGAGACUCUGAUCUGCUCUGUGUCGUGUUCAACAGCACCCGCAAAACAAAUCUCUGUCUCUGCAACCAUUCUCCGUAUAUGAAGCCAUGUGUUUGGCUUCAUUUGAUACUGGUCCUGUGAGAAAGAAAAUAGUUACUUGAGUAGGAGUUAGUCCAUUCAACAAUGAGAAAGCCCAUGCAACCACCCAGUUUUCAAAAUCUAGUUCCCAAACAUCUCUCUGCAAGUCAUGCAAGUUCAGCACUGACUUCAGCCAGGGCAGCACGCAAACUUUGUUUACUGACACUCAAGAUCAGUAACAGUAACAUAAACAUCCAGUCUCAUGGGAUACAUCUUAUAAAAUCUCGGAACAUAAUUAUUCAUCUGUUUUGUCAGACAUGGCAGUUUGAGCUCAUUCUUAGAGCUUCGUGGCUUUUCUUACCUGACUUAGCUGGGUUAAGGUGGCUACUAGACGUGCUGUAGUCACAGCUUCUGAACACAGUGUAAAUAUACCCCAGGGCUCUUCUGAAAAUGCCAGUCAUUAAAUGAGCAGGUUUUUUUCAUCUUUUUCCUCCUCUUAAUUGUCUAGCUGCUUCUUUUCCUUUGUACUAUAUAUGCUGUUACAUACAUGCUGUUAAAACCUUUAUUUGUUGCUUUUAAGACGUUGACAGGAAAGCAACCUGAGCAGAGCCAUCAGCACUUUUCAGUGUAAUAAAAAAAUAAGUCCUUUGUGUUCCCUUCUUACUGCUUCGAGAAAUUGAUCAUGCAACCUUUGCUAGACAUUCUCAGUGGGAUGCUGUCUCCUCCUGCUCCUGACUCGGGCCCUAAUAGACUGAAAAAACGUUUUCCUGAACAGAUUCUGCCAUGGUGCUGUGACAAAAGACUGUGUUACCAGAAACUUGAGAAGCCUCUUUCAAAGUGUAAAACAUUGUUACUACGUCAUGUUUGCACAUUAGUUUCUUGACUGUGUUUAGUUUCUAAAGUGUAGGCAAUAGGAAUUUAAGUGAUAUAAUAGUAUUUCUGAUUAUGCUGUUAAAGCAAAGAGGAUGCAUUGUGUGGGUAUUGGUGCUUAUUUGUGAUGUACCUGUGUUUGUGUGGUGCUGUUUGUGAGUAAAGCUGUAGAUUACAAAUCUCUAAGGAGCUAUAUACUAUUCAUGACUUUUGGUAGGUCAUCCAUAGAUUACUGUCAUGGAAUAAUUUUGAGGGAAACUAGAUCUGUAAUGUCCAGGUUUAGUGAUUUCAGGAUUCAUAGAGCCAGAUGCAAUAAGUUUCAUCAACAGUACAGUUCUAACGAAUAUAUCUUAAUUUUUUCCUGCUACUCACAACUUCUCAGCACGAUAACAUAUUCAUUUUGUGCUACUGCUUUCAAUAUCUGCUUUGUUUGCAUCGUUUCCUUCAGUUUCCCUGCCUUUCUUUCCCAACCUAUGAAUAACUUAAGAAGUCUGAAGCAGCAGCCCAGGUCUUUUGUUCUUGAAAAUAAGAUUGAUUAAUUUUGCCUAAGAGGGGUGUUCCACUUAUUUGCAUUACAUUAUUUUACACUCCCAGAUGGCCUCUUCUCACUGGCUCUGCCAUUUCCCACCUGCUAAGGAAAAAUCAUUAUACUGUAUAACAACUGUCACUGAUGUUUUACAUCAUUAAAUAAAACAAAGAGAGACUUUCUAGGGAGCAUGUUCACUUCUCUAGUAUCUCAAUUCUAUUAAGACAAUCAAAAACAAGUGAAAUGGCUAAACAUCCCAAAAUACACAUUUAAAUAGUUCUGGGAAAUAUGCACAAAUAAAUGCAAGUAAAGUGGUCACCGUUUUUGCUAUUCUGAAAUUAAGUAAUGCCACUUUGAUGUUCUAAUAAUACUUGUAUGGACAUGUAGAGAAUAUGAUAAGAAUACUGAUUAGUUUUUAAAAUACUGUGGAAAAAACGAUGCGUAGGUGUCUGAUGUAUUCAGAAACAUACAGGUGCAAUAUGUGCAAAUGAAAACUUUCAUAAGCAAUCAAAUUUUUGUACUUAUAUUGUUAUCCGCAUAUACAGUUACAGCAUCUGCCAACAUAUUGCAUGUUUUAUGCAAACAGUGACCUAUAUUUUAGUGUAUGCAUGCAUUUUGACAAUAUAUCCUUGUUACUUGGACCUAUAAGAUCCAUGGGCAGAGUGUAUCUCUGUAAGUGUAAAUCUCAGGUGCGGUAAUCUUCUCCUACAUACCUUGAAUAUUCGCUGGCAUGAGUGUAUAUUCUAAUCCGUAGGAAGAUCAGUAUAUCAGGAAUAAGAAUUGCCCUGUAGAUUUUAAAGAGUAACCUUCCUGUGAAGAAUUACACCAAUGAGCAAUUUCUGGCUAACAGCACAGUCUAGAUUGCUCUGAGAAGACAUUUCAUUUUAUGUAAGUAUGUCCUGGACUAAGUAGUAAGCAGCAGAAAGCUAAAUUGAAAAGAAGUAAGAAAAUGACCAAAAAUCACAUUGCUGAGGGAACAACAUACUUCAAAGCCAUAAGACAAAAAUGCUCAGGGCCCACAAAACAAUACAGCAAUUUAGGGAUGUGAAUAGGCAUUUUCCAAGAGAAUAGCACAGUUUGCUUCAUUGCAGAGACAGUGGUACAGUGUGCAGUGUACAGGUUUUAGCUGCCUUGAACAGCGCUUCAUUGCCAUUAUAGCAAAGUCAUCAUAUGCUGAAAAAAGUCUGCCUGUGAGGGACUUACCUGUAGCUGAACCUACUGCCCAUUCCUGUCGUUUAAUGGAAUAGAAAUGAUGGACCCUAUCGAUGCUUAGGUAGUUUAAAAAAAUAGAUCCAAGAAGCCAACAUGCACCAACUUUUCAACCUGCCUUUGAGUUAUUAAACCUCCUGACUAAUUUGUACUGUCACUGAUGUCACUGUUGGUCUGGUACCCUGUAUAUUUAAAAUUUUACAUCAUGCUCUGAAAAAAGUCAAUUUAUAAAUAGCAGUCUGCUUGAAAAUACAUACGGCCAUGUUUAUUUUUAAUACUUACAAGGGAGUCCCUUGACUUUGUUCACUGCAUGACUCCAAGAGAAGGUGGAGGCAUUUAGGUCAAGUACAGCAGUGCCAACUAGAAUGGCAGAAAAUUAAUUAAAAACUCAUUUUGCCUAGUGGUAUAAUGAUAUUUGAAUGAAAGAUACUUUAUAAUGCAGUGAUAUUCAGCAACAGCACUGCAUGACUACACAUGCAUACUCCCGAGAGAAUUUUGUGUGGAAGUCCUGAAGUCAGUUAUAUCCCACAGUGAAUAGAAAACAAAUCCUAUUCAAACAUACAUUUCUACUUCAUAUAGAAGAGAAAGGCUGUCUGACCAGCAACUGAACUCGGCUUCCAUCUUCAUUACCAUGACCAAAGAAAGAUUUCCUCUAACAAUGGUCUGAUUUUGCCACUGAUUUGAUCUGCGCUCAUUUUAAGGGCCUGAUACGCCACUGCUGAUGUCAGUGGUGAAUCUCCACUUGAUUUCAGACAUGCAAGGUUAGGUCCUUCCACACAUGUGAAACGGGCAAAACUGCAUCAUUCCGGACCCCAACCCUACAAACUUUCCUUUACACAUGAGUCCCAUGGAAUUAGUAAGGCUUGUUCGUAUAGUAAGAGGAAAGCACAGGUGUUUGCAUAUGCAGGGCCCUAUUUGAUAGCAGUUUUAUACCCAUUUUCCCUCAAUAUGUCUGCAAUAUACAUGGAUGCCAACACCAAUAAAAAGUACAGGGAACUCAAAUAGCAUUAUUUCAUGUCUAGUUUGUGUUGGUUACACUUGAAUAUUCAGUAUAUUCCAACAUACGGUGUUCAUUUCUGGAGUACAUGCCACACCCUAGAUUGGUUUCUCGGUGUAAUAGCCAUUCGCAGCCAUAAUAUGGUACAGGCCCUUAGAAUCAAGAUUGAUUUGAUUCUUUAGAAAUGCACCUUAUUGUUUAAAAGCAGGACCCCUGCUCUUCUAAUGUUUUAAACACUGUGAUCUUUCAGAAUGUGUUUAUUGUAUUAGUUUUGUAUUGUAGAUUAUGAUAGAAACUAGAUUUUAUAGCUUUUUAAAAGCAGUGGUAAUACUAAGCUUCAUAGUGGCAGAACAAACUCUGUAUAUAUCGAUAUUAUGAAUAUUAAAGCUGUGAUUAUAUUUUGCCUUAAAUAAAAGCCCAACCUUGAACAGUA